This is a messenger RNA of Osmerus eperlanus (European smelt), 3051 nucleotides long. RefSeq names its product solute carrier family 24 member 1 (gene slc24a1). Lineage: Eukaryota; Metazoa; Chordata; Actinopteri; Osmeriformes; Osmeridae. The transcript has 10 exons. The coding region runs from base 307 to 2439 and encodes 710 amino acids. Gene Ontology annotation, molecular function: calcium, potassium:sodium antiporter activity; calcium channel activity. The record is from RefSeq and is a predicted model, not a curated record. Gene Ontology annotation, cellular component: plasma membrane. Gene Ontology annotation, biological process: intracellular calcium ion homeostasis; calcium ion transmembrane transport.
CCUGUCCUGUGGUGCGUCCUCGAGCUUGACCCUCUUGUGACAACUGCGCGCGGGGUGCAUCUUCCCGCUCUUGGUGCCACUGCUUCCCAGCUGUGGAUAUUACAUGUGUGGACACAUAAUUGCCUUUCCUGCUGUAGUGCUUCGCAGGCCACGAAAUCCAAUGGUUUGAUUAUGACAUGAUUCAUCUGGGUCCUGCAUUGUAUCACCCCAUUGACUUUUGGGGAGACAUUGUGGAUUUAUCCUUCACUCAUGCUCCUAUAUGCAACCUAAUUCUCUAUAGCCAAUAGCAGUACAGCACAGGGGAAGAUGUAUUGUACACGAAGGAAACGACUCCAGCUGAGCCGUGUUCUGUUCCUCAUUUCUGGGCUCUUGAUAUGUUGCGUAUAUCAGUUGACCAUCAGUGCCAGAAUGUCAGAGUCCUGGGCAGCUUCACAGAUGGGCGAGGAUCCUCAAGUGGUCCAAACAGAUACAUUGGAAGCUCAAACCAGGACUGUGGAGGAAGUGGACCUCAACACUCAUUCCGAAGUGGACGAGCUGUCAGGCCAUACAACACCAGAGGCAUUACCCUUUGAAAUGACUUCUGAUACCACGACUUUCAUGACCACCACAGAGGAUACCCCAUCCACAACUACAAAACGGAUUAUCGUGCACUGUAUCUAUGUGGAUCCAGCACCACCCAAACCCACAGAGGCUCCCACACCCCCACCAACAUCCGCAGUACCCAACACCACGCUCUCUGCCCCUGGGGAUGCCCCACACAUAAAGGGAGACUACCCCCAGGACCUAUUCACUGUGGAAGACCGUAGGAGAGGCUGGGUGAUCCUACACAUCAGUGGAAUGAUCUACAUGUUUGUUUCCCUUGCCAUCGUGUGUGAUGAGUUCUUCGUUCCAGCCUUGGGAGUGAUUACAGACAAACUGGCCAUCUCCGACGACGUGGCAGGGGCCACCUUCAUGGCUGCAGGGGGCUCUGCCCCGGAACUCUUCACCUCCCUGAUCGGUGUCUUUAUCUCACACAGCAACGUUGGCAUCGGCACCAUCGUGGGCUCAGCGGUCUUCAACAUUCUGUUUGUGAUUGGCAUGUGUGCCGUCUUCUCCAGAGAGAUGCUCCAUCUCACCUGGUGGCCUCUGUUCCGCGAUGUGUCUUUCUACAUCAUCGAUCUGAUCAUGCUCAUCAUUUUCUUUCUGGAUAAUACCAUCAUGUGGUGGGAGAGUGUAAUGCUGGUGGGUGGGUACACCUCUUAUGUGUGCUUUAUGAAGUUCAAUGUACAAAUAGAGCGUGCCUUCAAGUCCCAACUUAUGAAACACAAGAGCAUUAUGAAAGUCAUCGCUAUCGAGGAACCUGACAAGAAUGACGUGGCAUCAGUCGAAGAGAACCCACCUCCCGAACCAGAUAACAAGAAUCGACUGAAGUUGAAGCCAGCCCUUCAGCGAGGCGGCAGCUCAGCCUCCCUGCACAACAGCACCAUGAGGACCACCAUCUUCCAGCUGAUGAUCCACACGCUAGACCCUUUAGGUGAAGGAAAGUUUAAGGAAAAGGCAGAGAUUCUGAACAGCAUGGCCAGGGGGAAAGUGGAGACAAAACCCAAAUCUGACGAGGGAGAAAAAAAAAGUGACCCGCCCAAGGAGCCUGCUGUGAAGGAGCAGCCUGGGGGCCUGAAGGAUGAUGAGGAGGCUAAGGGAGAGGGUGGCUCUGACAGCUCUGAUGACAGUGAUGAUGAGGAUGAUGACAGCGAAGAGGACAGUGAUGAAGACAGUGAGGAUGAAGAGGAAGCUGAGGAUGAUGCCGUUGAAGACAAAGAGGAUAAUGAAGAUGAAAAUGAUGAACCUUUGUCUUUAGAGUGGCCGGAAACACCACGUAAACAAGCCACCUAUCUUUUCCUGCUGCCCAUAAUCUUCCCUCUGUGGCUGACAGUUCCGGAUGUCCGCAACCCAAAAUCCAAGAAAUUCUUUGCGAUGACCUUCCUAGGUUCUAUUGCAUGGAUCGCUGUGUUUUCCUAUCUCAUGGUGUGGUGGGCGCAUCAGGUGGGUGAGACAAUCGGAAUCUCAGAAGAGAUCAUGGGUCUGACCAUCCUGGCGGCGGGGACGUCUAUCCCCGACCUCAUCACCAGCGUGAUCGUGGCCCGGAAAGGUCUGGGAGACAUGGCCGUCUCCAGCUCAGUGGGGAGCAAUAUCUUUGACAUCACAGUGGGCCUGCCUGUCCCAUGGCUGAUGUACUCUAGUUUCCAUGGUUUCGCUCCGGUGCAGGUCAGCAGCAAUGGGCUUUUCUGCGCCAUCGUGUUGCUCUUCCUCAUGCUCCUGUUUGUCAUCAUCUCCAUCGCCGUCUGCAAGUGGAAGAUGAACAAAAUGCUGGGCUCCACCAUGUUCCUGCUCUACUUUGUGUUCCUGGUGCUCAGCGUGAUGCUGGAAGACCGCAUCAUCAUGUGCCCUGUGUCCAUCUGAGAGCGCCGGACCAGAGAUGACCACCAUGUCAGGAGAGGUGUUCGGCUCUGGAGAUCCACAGAACGUGUGCAAAUCAACAUACUACACUGGCUCCAUAUCGAUUGCCACAGCAGUGUGUCAGCAUACACAGGCUAUGGCACUCAAUGUACAUUAGGAUACUCACUGUUAGUCACUAUGGCAGCUUAACCUGGACAAUAUUAUCUCUGCAGUAUGGUAUAGGUCAAUAUCACUCAGACUGGACCAAUCACUACAAUGCAUUAGUUUUAUAAACUUAGCACAGAUAUUUGUCCAAUCCCAAUUCAUUUUGUCACGUCAUUUGUCAAUAUGUAUGUUAAACUCACUCUGAUUUUGUGAUGUUCAAUAUUUAGCUGACUGAUUUAAUGAUGACUAAUUGUGUACGUGCUUUAUGUGAAGCACAUUAGUUGAAUUGUCUUUUCGUUUUGAUUAAGUCAGGUUAACAUACUGUCCUCGAUGGUCUCAUGAGUUUGCCCAUAGAGUACUAGUCUAGUGAAUGUAUGCAUCCAGAUGUUACAAAAACAGCUCACCCAGCUUAAACAUGAAACCAUUUUUUCCCCCAUUUACACAGGACCAGCCAAAACAUAUUACUCAUUU